Capronia epimyces CBS 606.96 is the source of this 1227-nucleotide messenger RNA. RefSeq lists its product as uncharacterized. The record is from RefSeq and is a predicted model, not a curated record. Gene Ontology annotation, molecular function: nucleotide binding. The coding region runs from base 1 to 1227 and encodes 408 amino acids. The transcript is spliced from 3 exons. Lineage: Eukaryota; Fungi; Ascomycota; Eurotiomycetes; Chaetothyriales; Herpotrichiellaceae.
AUGGCAGCACUGCUAUCCCGUGUCUACACGGCUUUCAGUCCUCCGACAGUUGAGAAGAAGAGCGACGCCAUCAAGAUCGGUAUCUUAGGAGCGGCGAGAACUGCGCCUCUGUCGUUGAUCACGCCCGCCAAGUCGCAUCCAGAGGUGAUUGUGCAAGUGAUCGCGGCGAGAGAUCACAGCCGAGCUGAGGCAUUCGCCAAAAAGCACGGCAUUCCCGAAUUCAAAACUUCAUACCAAGAGGUUCUCGACGAUCCGAACAUCGACGCCGUGUUCAUCCCAUUGCCCAACAGUCUGCAUUUCGAAUGGUCGCUCCGUGCCAUCCGUGCUGGGAAACACGUCUUGCUGGAGAAACCGGCCACAGCCAAUGCCAUCGAGGCCAGCAUCCUUUUCAGCCAGCCCGAACUGUCCAAGCCUGGUGGUCCGGUUUUAUUGGAGGCCUUCCACAACCGCUUUCAUCCUUCCAUUCGAGCGUUUCGAUCCCUGAUCAACCCCGCCGAGGUGGAGCACGUGCACACAGAUUGCAUGGUCCCAUGGGUCCUGGCCGACAAGAAUGGCAUCGAGUUCAAUUAUGAUCUUGCUGGGGGGAGCAUCGCUCACAUUGGAACAUACACCUUCACUUUACUGCGCCUCAUUUUCGAUGCAGAGCCCGAGGAGUGCCUGAGCUGCGAGACCCGGACCUUCGGGGAUGGGAUCCACGACCGGUGCGACAAGAGUUCCAAGGUCUCGUUUCGCUUCCCGAACGGGGGCAUCGGCGAAGGUACCAGUACGCUGUGGGGCCCUUUGCUCUGGAAACCCUCCGAGGCGAGGGUGACGCAUCGCCAGGUUGUGGUCCCGGAUAACACGCUCCCGUCUGACCAGGAAAAGCUACUGACGCGCCAGGUCACGCUGCAUGGGUUCAUGCAGGCUUUCAUCUGGCAUCGUAUCGACGUCAAGGACUCGUAUGUGAUUCGCAAUAAAGUCGAUGGUCAGCCGGUCAAGACGUGGGUCGAGUCAAAGUCGCAAAAGGUAUACUCAUACAAAGAUGCUGGUGCUGAAUUCGCGAAUGUGCCUGGUGAGGAUUGGUGGAUGUCGUAUCGCUAUCAGCUCGAGGAGUUUGUGAACCGGGUGAAGGGUCGUCGGACGCAGACUUGGAUCGGCGCCGAGGACUCGAUCAACCUGAUGAAGAUGGUUGACAUGGCUUAUGAGAAAAGCGGACUGGGAUUACGGCCGACUAGUUCGUUUGGGUAG